This is a messenger RNA of Hylaeus volcanicus, 3057 nucleotides long. RefSeq names its product importin subunit alpha-7-like (gene Kap-alpha1). NCBI's taxonomy places the organism in Eukaryota, Metazoa, Arthropoda, Insecta, Hymenoptera, Colletidae. Gene Ontology annotation, cellular component: cytoplasm; nucleoplasm; nucleus. Gene Ontology annotation, biological process: NLS-bearing protein import into nucleus. The transcript has 8 exons. Gene Ontology annotation, molecular function: nuclear import signal receptor activity; protein binding. The record is from RefSeq and is a predicted model, not a curated record. Bases 174 to 1757 code for a protein of 527 amino acids.
UCGAACGGACCUAUCAGCGUUUCGCGAGCGUGACCCGUGAUUCCUUGCGCGUUGGAGUACGGACCAAGGUUUUCCGAUCGGUCGUCGUAGUUUGAGGAGGUGAAAAGUGUUGCGGUGCUUACUCGAUAUUCUUAUGAAAUCUUACAUUUAACGGGCGAACUCCUUUCACAACCAUGUCGACUACAACUAAUCACAAAUACCGUUACAAAAAUAUGGGCUUAGACUCGCAAGAAUUGAGACGACGCAGGGAGGAAGAAGGUGUUCAACUAAGAAAACAAAAACGAGAACAACAGUUAUCAAAGAGGCGCAAUGUUCCUAUCAUUAUUGAUCAAGAGCCUGAUGCAACUGAUGAUUCGCUUCCUGUACCACAAACGCAACCAUCUAUCAUAACAACUGAUAUAGUGGAAGCAUUAUAUAGUCCUAAUCCAGAAGAUCAAUUGGGAGCUACUCAGAAGUUUAGAAAAAUGCUAUCCAAGGAGCCAAACCCACCGAUAAAUGAAGUUGUAAGAACAGGAAUUGUACCUAAAUUCGUUGAGUUCUUAAAAAAUAAUUCAAACUACACUCUACAGUUUGAAGCUGCAUGGGCUUUAACGAACAUAGCAAGUGGAACAUCUCAACAAACGCGUAUAGUGAUAGAUGCAGGGGCUGUGCCCAUCUUCAUACAAUUACUUAGUUCCGAAUAUGACGACGUCCAAGAACAAGCUGUUUGGGCAUUGGGCAAUAUUGCAGGAGAUAGUCCUGAAUGUAGAGAUCACGUAUUAGACAGUGGGAUUCUUCCUCCCCUCCUCCAACUUCUUUCUAAGGCAACGCGUUUAUCGAUGACACGUAACGCGGUAUGGGCAUUAUCAAAUCUCUGUCGAGGAAAGAACCCAGCAGCGAAUUUUGAAAAAGUCGCACCAUGUUUGCCAGUUCUAGCGCACCUCCUUAAUCACUCUGAUAGCGACGUUCUUGCCGAUGCAUCCUGGGCUCUUUCUUAUUUAAGCGACGGACCGAAUGAUAAGAUUCAGGCAGUUAUCGAUGCAGGUGUAUGCAGACGCCUUGUAGAAUUACUCAUGCAUCAGCAAAACAACGUGGUAAGCGCGGCCCUUCGAGCCGUGGGAAAUAUAGUGACUGGUGAUGACAUACAAACGCAAGUCGUUCUUAACUGUUCUGCGUUACCUUGUUUAUUGCAUCUAUUGAACUCGCCGCGCGAACCCGUUCGUAAGGAGGCUUGCUGGACAAUCUCUAACAUUACGGCAGGAAAUCCUCAGCAAAUUCAGGCUGUUAUCGAUGCCCACAUAUUCCCCGUCCUGAUAGAAAUUUUGGGAAAAGCCGAGUUCAAAACUAGAAGAGAAGCAGCUUGGGCUAUCACUAACACUACCAGCGGUGGACAACCUGAACAAAUACGUUAUCUUGUUGUACAAGGAUGCAUUCCACCAUUAUGUGAUUUACUGACAGUCAUGGAUGCUAAGGUGAUCCAGGUUGCGUUAAACGGUUUAGAAAAUAUUUUGCGUCUCGGAAACCAAGAUGCCAUGCAUAAUGGUCUUAAUCAGUUUGCGGUAUUAAUCGAAGAAUGUUUCGGCCUAAAUAAAAUAGAAUUUUUGCAAUCUCAUCAAAACAUAGAAAUCUACCAAAAGGCCUUCGAUAUUAUUGAACGAUACUUCGGUUCUGAGGAAGAAGAUACGCGCAUUGUACCCACCAUAGAUUCUCAAGGACAUCAAUUUCAAUUUGGUGCGCCCGAUUCAGCUCAACUACCGGUCCAAGGCUUUGAGUUUUAAUGAAUUAAGUUUGAUUAAAACACCGAAUGUACCUUCGAAUUCGAUCUUGUUUCAUUCGUUACGUUUAUGAUUAUUUCUCGUGACCGGACAAUCCCUGAAAUUGAAGAAUCGAUCAGCUGCAAAGAGUGGUAUAUUUAUACACACAUACUUUGAAUUCGUUUAUAUUCGACAAAAAGAACGAAAAAAAAAGAAAACAUCAGUAAUAGCUCGAAGUGAUCAGUUUUUUUUGCUCGAUGAUGAAAAUGAGUAAAAUGUUUGUAAGCAGUUACUUUAAAUGGUUUUCUCUUAUUACUUUUAGCUACACCAUACGUUUCUAAGUUUUAUCACAACGCGAUUGCAUCUACGAACCUACGCCAAAUUGUGACGGUGUUUUCAUCGGGAGCAUCGUUAACGAUUUGGGAAGGCUCACUUUUCGAAACUCAUACAUAAAUGUAUUUAGUAUGAAACAUUCAGUUUAUUGAAAUUAACAAAAUAAAUAUCUUAGCGCUUAAGUAGAAACGGAUAAGUACGGAAACAAUGAUCAAGACGAUUAACUAUCGAGGCAGACCUGGCACCCUCGUACGACGUAUGACUGACUCAGAAUUACGAAAAACUUGCACAACUGGCAAGACACUAACGACUGAAGUACGCGACUACGUAGCCAACACGGACAACAUUACGCAACGCGGUACUCACCCCUCCUUACUACAUUAGGUAGGAACAUGACCAAUUAAACUUUUUUACUGUAAAUACGUAUCUUGUAAUUUUAAGGCUAUUCUAUACAGAGUGCCCUUAAGAAGCGAAGCAACAUUUACGUCGGAUUAGCGUAAUUACUUUCUACUUUUUUUUUGUUUUUGUUUCAUGUUUUUAAUAUUUUAUCUUAUAUCGGCGCAGAUGUAUUGCUGGAAUAUUUUGUUACCUACGUUAAAUUAAAUUAAUUGCGCAAAUUUUAAUAUAUUUCCGCAUUCGUAUCAAAAUUAAGGACUGCACAAUAUAUAAUGAUUACAUGUUUAAUCGUGCUUAAAAAAAUUCCAAGAGACGAAUUUUCAAUCUUUUUCAGUGAUUUUGUCCCAAGAUCAUGCUUUUACAGGAUUACAACAAUAAAUAUUUCUGAAAAUGAGUUUCCGUUUUGUUAUGUGAGCAGAAAUCUACGCAAAUAUGCUUAUGAUAAGGAUUGAUCGUAUCGCGGUUGUACAGCACAUAAAAUUUUGGACAUUCUGUAUAAAAGGUCUGUGACUGUAUAAAAUGUAUUUAUUAUUUAGGUUUGACGGUACCAUGCUAUAUUAUACAAGAUAAUAUAAAUAUAUAUUACCUACUUUUA